CAGCAUUAUUGUGACAUGCUUCAGAUAUCACCCAACUCACUCAGGAGACUUUUGGACUGAUGCAGCCCCUGCUAAUGAAAAGAAGCAAUACUUAGCAGCACUCAGCACUCAGCACUUUCAGUAUGAUUCGAAUUGCAGCCUUGAAUGCCAGCUCCACAGUUGAGGAUGAUCAUGAAGGAAGCUUUAAAAGUCACAAAACUCAGACGAAGGAGGCCCAGGAAGCAGAGGCUUUUGCCUUAUAUCACAAGGCCCUGGAUCUGCAGAAACACGACCGGUUUGAGGAGUCUGCCAAAGCCUACCAUGAGCUCUUGGAGGCACGUCUGCUGCGAGAGGCAGUUUCAUCCGGUGAUGAGAAAGAGGGGUUGAAGCACCCGGGGCUGAUGUUGAAAUAUUCCACGUAUAAGAAUCUGGCACAGCUGGCAGCACAACGAGAGGACCUGGAGACAGCCAUGGCAUUCUACCUGGAGGCUGUCAUGCUGGACUCUACCGAUGUCAACCUCUGGUAUAAAAUUGGCCACGUGGCCCUGAGACUCAUCCGGGUGCCCCUGGCUCGCCAUGCGUUUGAGGAAGGGCUGCGGUGCAAUCCUGACCACUGGCCCUGCUUGGACAACCUCAUCACUGUCCUGUACACCCUCAGCGAUUACACAACCUGUCUGUAUUUUAUCUGCAAAGCUCUGGAGAAGGAUUGUCGGUAUAGCAAAGGGCUGGUUCUGAAGGAGAAGAUCUUUGAGGAGCAGCCAUGCCUCCGGAAGGACUCUCUCCGGAUGUUCCUCAAGUGUGACAUGUCCAUCCACGAUGUGUCGGUGAGUGCAGCCGAGACUCAAGCCAUCGUGGACGAGGCGCUGGGACUUCGCAGGAAGAGGCAGGCGCUGACCGUCCGGGAGAAGGAGCUAGACCUGAAGCUGGUGCAACCCAUCCCCUUUUUCACCUGGAAGUGCCUUGGAGAAAGUCUCUUGGCCAUGUACAACCACCUCACCACAUGCGAGCCCCCGAGACCCAGCCUUGGCAGGAGGAUUGACCUAUCCGACUAUCAGGACCCCAGCCAGCCAUUGGUAUCCUCUGUGGGAGUGAUGCCUGUCAGCGUGAUCCAGCCAAGUCCUGUCAAUGCCAACCCAACCGUGACCUUGGUGGAGCCCGUGCUGUCCUUUGCCCCUGUGGCCACAGCCAGUUUCCCGUUGCACAGUGCCGGGCUGCUGGAGACUAGCAUUCCCUCUGGUGAUGUUUCCGGGGGAGAUAAAUCCAAGAAAGGAGUGAAGCGGAAGAAGAUUCCAGAAGAGAGUGGAGAAACAGCAAAGAGACGGUCUGCCCGGGUCCGAAACACUAAGUCCAAGAAAGAGGAGAAGGUGGAUUUUCAGGAGCUCCUGAUGAAGUUCUUGCCAUCCAGGUUAAGGAAGUUGGACCCCGAGGAGGAGGAGGACCCCUUUAACAACUAUGAGGUCCAAUCAGAAGCCAAACUGGAGAGCUUCCCAAGCAUUGGCUUGCACAGACUGUCUUUCGACUCAACCACGUUCAUGGAAUCUGAGAAGCAGGACGUGCACGCGUUUCUGCUGGAGAAUCUGACAAAUGGGGGCAUCCUGGAGCUGAUGAUGCGCUAUCUGAAGAGCAUGGGUCAUAAGUUCCUGCUGAGGUGGCCCCCAGGCCUGGCGGAGGUCGUGCUCAGCAUCUACCACAGUUGGAGGCAGCACAGCACCAGCCUGCCCAACCCGCUGCUGAGGGACUGCAGCAACAAGCACAUCAAGGAUAUGAUGUUGAUGUCUCUUUCCUGCAUGGAGCUCCAGCUGGACCAGUGGCUGUUGACCAAGGCCAGAAGCUCUGCAGUGUCUCCUCGGAACUGCCCUGCAGGUGUGGUGAAUGGCAGGUUUGGCCCUGAUUUCCCGGGAACCCACUUCCUGGGUGACCUUCUGCAGCUGUCAUUUGCCUCUUCCCAGCGGGACCUGUUUGAGGAUGGCUGGCUGGAGUUUGUAGUCCGUGUUUAUUGGUUGAAGGCUCGUUUCCUGGCGCUGCAGGGAGACAUGGAGCAGGCCCUCGAGAACUAUGACAUCUGCACGGAAAUGCUCCAUAGCUCCACAGCCAUCCAGGCAGAGGCUGGGGCAGAGCCAAGAGACAUUGUCAUCCGCCUGCCCAACCUUCACAAUGACUCUGUUGUUUCUCUGGAGGAGAUAGAUAAGAACUUGAAGUCCCUGGAGCGGUGCCAGUCCCUGGAGGAGAUUCAGCGGCUCUAUGAGGCUGGGGACUACAAGGCUGUAGUGCACCUGCUCCGUCCCACCUUGUGCACCAGCGGGUUUGACCGGGCCAAGCACCUGGAGUUCAUGACAUCCAUCCCCGAACGACCGGCUCAGCUGCUGCUGCUGCAGGAUUCCUUGCUCCGCCUCAAGGACUACCGGCAGUGUUUUGAAUGCUCCGAUGUGGCUCUGAAUGAGGCAGUGCAGCAGAUGGUGAAUGCCAGUGAGGCUGCAGCCAAGGAGGAGUGGGUCACCACUGUGACGCAGCUGCUGCUGGGCAUCGAGCAGGCCCUCGCAGCCGACAGCGGCGGCAGCAUCCUGAAGGAGUCAUCCUCGGCCAUAGGCCUGGUCCGGCUCACCAACAACCUCAUCCAGGUCAUCGACUGCAGCAUGGCUGUUCAGGAAGAGCCCAAGGAGCCCCAUGUCUCCUCCGUGCUGCCCUGGAUCAUCCUGCACCGGAUCAUCUGGCAGGAAGAGGACACCUUCCGCUCCCUGUGCCACCAGCAACAGCUACAGAACUCAGUGGAUGAAGUGAUGUCGGAGACACCCAUGCUCCCGUCCUCCCUUAUGCUGCUCAACACUGCCCAUGAGUACCUGGGCAGGAGGUCAUGGUGCUGCAAUUCAGAUGGGGCCCUGCUGCGGUUCUACGUGAGGGUUCUCCAGAAGGAGCUGGCUGUGUCCACCUCUGAGGACACCCACCCCUAUAAGGAAGAACUGGAGACAGCCUUGGAGCAGUGCUUCUACUGUCUGUACAGCUUCCCCAGCAAGAAGAGCAAGGCUCGCUACCUGGAGGAGCAUUCAGCCCAGCAGGUGGACCUUAUAUGGGAGGAUGCCCUGUUCAUGUUUGAUUAUUUUAAACCCAAGACCCUCCCUGAAUUUGACAGUUACAAGACCAGUACCGUGUCCGCCGACUUGGCCAACCUCCUGAAGAGGAUUGCCACCAUUGUGCCCCGCACAGAGAGGCCAGCCCUGAGCCUCGACAAAGUCUCUGCCUACAUCGAGGGGACCUUGGCUGAGGUGCCCUGUCUUCCGGAAGGGGCCGAUACCUCCCCUCCAGUUGUAAAUGAGCUCUACUACCUACUGGCUGAUUACCACUUCAAAAACAAGGAGCAGUCCAAGGCCAUCAAGUUCUACAUGCAUGACAUCUGCAUCUGCCCCAAUCGGUUUGAUUCCUGGGCAGGCAUGGCCCUGGCCCGGGCCAGCCGAAUUCAGGACAAGCUGAACUCCAACGAGCUCAAGAGUGAUGGGCCCAUCUGGAAACAUGCCACGCCUGUCCUCAACUGCUUCCGAAGGGCCCUGGAGAUCGACAGCUCCAACCUGUCCCUGUGGAUCGAGUAUGGAACCAUGUCCUAUGCUCUACAUUCAUUUGCCUCACGCCAGCUGAAGCAGUGGAGAACCGAGCUGCCCCCUGAGGUGGUGCAGCAGAUGGAAGGCCGGCGUGAUAGCAUGCUCGAGACCGCCAGGCACUGUUUCACCUCGGCAGCCCACUGUGAAGGGGACGGGGACGAGGAAGAGUGGCUCAUCCACUACAUGCUGGGCAAGGUGGCCGAGAAGCAGCAACAGCCGCCGGCCGUCUACCUACGGCACUACAGGCAGGCCAGCCACUACCUACACGAGGAGGCCGCCCGCUACCCCAAGAAGAUCCACUACCACAAUCCACCCGAGCUGGCCAUGGAGGCCCUGGAGGUAUACUUCCGGCUCCACGCUUCCAUCCUGAAGCUCCUGGGGAAGCCAGAUUCUGGAGUCAGCGCAGAGGUCCUAGUCAACUUCAUGAAGGAGGCUGCAGAGGGACCCUUUGCCAGGGGCGAGGAGAAGAACACGCCCAAAGCUUCAGAAAAGGAGAAGGUCUGCCUGGUGGAUGAGGACUCCCACUCUUCAGCUGGGACACUGCCGGGCCCCGGAGCCUCCCUCCCCUCCUCUGGCCCAGGUCUGACAUCCCCACCUUACACAGCCACUCCGAUUGACCACGAUUACGUCAAAUGUAAAAAACCCCAGCAGCAGGCGACGCCGGACGAACGCAGCCAAGACAGCACAGCUGUGGCACUCUCCGACUCCAGCUCUACACAGGACUUCUUCAAUGAGCCAGCCAGCGCCCUGGAGGGCCUUCGGAAGCCCUAUGCAGAAAAGAAGCUCCCAGUAGCCAAUUCCCAAGCAGGACCUACUGGUAAAGACCUUCAGGGGACCACUGAGGAUAGAGGGAAAAAUGAUGAGUCCUUAGAGAGUCCAGAAGGUUUCCGGGGCACAGAACAAGGCAGCCAGAAGCCUGCUGCAGAUGCCCUGGCUUCUGCCUGCAUCCCUCUCAGGCUGCCAGUGACUGCACCUGUCCAGUGGGAUGGAAAGAAGAGAGGGGACCCCCCAGGGGAACCCGCAGUGUUCCCUCAGGGGCUGCCAACAGGCGCGGAGGAGCAGCGACAGUUCCUCACCGAGCAGUGCAUCGCCUCCUUCCGCCUGUGCCUCAGUCGCUUUCCCCAGCACUACAAGAGCCUCUACCGGCUGGCCUUCCUCUACACCUACAGCAAGACCCAUCGGAACCUCCAGUGGGCCCGAGACGUGUUGCUAGGCAGCGGUAUCCCGUGGCAACAGCUGCGGCACAUGCCGGCACAGGGGCUCUUCUGCGAGAGAAACAAGACCAAUUUCUUCAACGGCAUCUGGCGGAUCCCUGUGGACGAGAUUGACCGGCCGGGCAGCUUCGCCUGGCACAUGAACCGCUCCAUCGUGCUGCUGCUCAAGGUGCUGGCCCAGCUCCGGGACCACAGCACCCUGCUGAAGGUGUCCUCCAUGCUGCAGCGGACCCCGGACCAGGGCAAGAAGUAUUUGCGAGAUGCUGACCGCCAGGUACUGGCACAGCGGGCCUUCAUCCUCACUGUGAAGGUGCUGGAGGACACGCUGAGUGAGCUCUCUGAGGGAUCUGAGCGCCCGGGAACCAAGGCCUGUGGCAGCCCCGGAGCCAGGAUGACCACUGAUGUCUCCCACAAGGCCAGUCCCGAGGAGGGCCAGGAAGGCCUCCCCCAUCCCAAGAAACCCCCUCUGGCUGAUGGUUUGGGGCCAGGGCCAGAGCCGGGGGGUAAAGCGGCCCCCCUCAACCACCGGCCUGCGACCACUGAUGCCGGGGACAGCACAGACCAGGGCGGAGAACGAAAGGACAAGGAGGGUCUCCGGACAGGGCCCACAGAGCCCAUGGACACAGGUGAGACUGCACGGCGUUUGGACACUGAGCGGGCGCCACCCCUGGUACCGGGCCGCACCCCACGGGACCGGGGCCCCGAAAACCGGCCCACCGAGCUGUCCUUGGAGGAGCUGAGCAUCAGUGCCCGGCAGCAACCCUGCGCCCUAGGCCCGGCCCAGCCCACCCCUGCUACCACUGCCAAGGGGGGUGGCACCCUCGAUGAGGUGCCCCCACGGCCCAGCCGCAAGAGGAAACUCCUGGAGGACACAGAGUCGGGCAAGACGCUGCUGCUAGACGCCUAUCGCGUGUGGCAGCAGGGACAAAAGGGCGCAGCCUGUGACCUCGGCCGCAUCGAGAGGAUCAUGUCUGAGACAUACAUGCUCAUCAAACAGGUAGAUGAGGAAGCAGCCCUUGAGCAAGCCGUGAAGUUCUGUCAGGUCCACCUAGGAGCCGCUGCACAGAGACAGUCCACAGGGGACACACCCACCACCCCGAAGCACCCCAAGGACAGCAGAGAGAACUUCUUCCCUGCAGCGGCUCCCAUGACCCCCACCAUUACCCCCACAGACGUCGUCCAGCGGCCCAGCGACCUCCACGUUCACACCAAGUCUUGCCCUGCACCAGCCUCCACCACCUCAGCCGCCAUCCCCUGUCCCCCCUCUAUGUCCACCUCAACACCAGCCCUAUCCAGGGAAGCUGGUCCCCCCCGGCCACUCAGGCCUGAGACCUCCCCCAACAUGCCUUGUCUGGGUACAGGGGAGGAGCAGGCCGGAGGGGCAGAGGCCACCUGCCCGCCCCCAGAGCUGAGCCGAGAGCAGGUGAAGAUGGCCCCCGAGGGCACCCCAGCAGAGCUGCGGUGCUGGGCAUUGGAGGCCGACGCUGAGCCCACCUGUAGCCAGGUCACCAGCUCCAAGCCUCCCGGCAGCACAAGCACCCAGCACCCCGAGGGCCAUCCCAGCAAAGCAGAGCCCAGCCGGGCCAAGUCGCGUCUCCUGCCCAGCAUGCCCAAGCUGGUCAUCCCCUCGGCAGCCACCAAAUUCCCACCCGAGAUCACUGUCACGCCACCCACCCCCACCCUGCUCUCGCCCAAAGGCAGCAUCUCGGAGGAGACCAAGCAGAAGCUGAAGUCGGCCAUCCUGUCUGCCCAGUCAGCUGCCAAUGUGCGGAAGGAGAGCCUGUGUCAGCCGGCCCUGGAGGUCCUGGAGACGUCGAGCCAGGAGUCCUCGCUCGAGAGUGAGACGGACGAGGACGACGACUACAUGGACAUCUGAGGGGCACUGCCCACUGGCCUCGGGGACUUCCUCCACCUCAUCCACUGGCCUGGGCAGUGCCCAGAGCAUGGACGCAGUGAGCCAAGCUCAUGGCAGGGCAGGCGGUUCAGAUCCCGACCGCUGGGCCCUUUCUGCGAGAUCUGAUCUGUGCUGUGGCCGCCCCAGCCCAGGCGGCUACCACCACAUCUGUACCCCACACCAGCUGGGCACUGCCCGGUCUCUGGGGGGCACCCAGGGCUGGGCUCCUCACUCCCUUUUUUGGUUUCUUUUCUAAUAAAGAUGCAACAGUUGUCUCUGU
Molecule: messenger RNA, 6957 nt
Organism: Suncus etruscus (white-toothed pygmy shrew)
Lineage: Eukaryota; Metazoa; Chordata; Mammalia; Eulipotyphla; Soricidae
Gene: CABIN1
Product: calcineurin binding protein 1
Exons: 37
Coding region: 123-6659 (2178 amino acids)
Biological process (GO): chromatin organization
Cellular component (GO): nucleus
Molecular function (GO): protein binding; nucleosome binding
Source: RefSeq, a predicted model, not a curated record